Messenger RNA from Erythranthe guttata (spotted monkey flower), 727 nucleotides. RefSeq names its product protein SRC2. Lineage: Eukaryota; Viridiplantae; Streptophyta; Magnoliopsida; Lamiales; Phrymaceae. Gene Ontology annotation, biological process: defense response. The record is from RefSeq and is a predicted model, not a curated record.
AUUGCUUCCUACAUAUAUAAUUAACUCGUACUGAUCCACACACCUCAUUGAGACAUUUUCACAAACACCUAUGGAGUGCAGGAAGUUUGAAAUAACACUGAUAUCAGCAAACAACCUUGAAAACGUGCGCAUGCUCUGCAAGAUGAAAGUACACGCGAGGGUCUCCAUCGGAGGGAGCUCGCCGGAGACUGAGAAGAGAACUCCGACGGACAAGCACGGCGAGGUGAACCCGGCUUGGAAUUUCACGAUGAGGUACACGAUAAGCGAGACGAUGUUGGAGAACUACAACUCGAUGCUGGUCGUGAAACUGUACUGCAAGAGGAAGAUGGGAGAUAGAUACGUCGGAGAAAUCCACACGCCCAUGAAGGAGCUUUUCGAGUACGCCAAAAAUGGUGGAGCUGGAACAAACGCCGCCGUUUUGACUUUGCCUGUGCAGAAGGGUUGCGUUAAUUCUCAGGGGGCGCUUAGAUUUUCUUACAGGUUUGGAGAGAGAGUGUCGAUUGAUAAGCUUUUGUUGGCUGAGUGUGUUUCUAGCUGGAGCCUCUGUUAGGGUUUUUUUCCUUUUUUUUUUUAAUUUUGAUUCUGUAUAUUGUUUAGUGUUGGAAAAGAGGAUAAAGAGGGGUGGAAGAAGGUGUAAAUAAUAUCUCCAUUUUCUUGUGUUUUUUUUUUCAUUUAUAGGGUUAGUUUUCUUGUACCGAUAUAUUCUUGUAAGAAGUUCGUUUAAUCA